GUAUAUGGAUCCUCACCGAAUAGUUUCCUCAACAACGAAGAAGAAGAAUCGCAGUGAGUUCUCGGUUUUAGAAGCUUUCUUCUUCUUCUUCGACUGAGAGUCAAUGGCGAACAGCAAUCUUCCUCGAAGAAUUAUCAAGGAGACGCAGAGGCUUCUCACUGAACCCGCGCCAGGAAUCAGUGCUUCUCCUUCAGAAGACAAUAUGCGGUACUUUAAUGUAAUGAUCCUUGGUCCCUCCCAGUCUCCAUAUGAAGGUGGGGUUUUCAAGUUGGAACUAUUUUUGCCUGAGGAAUAUCCGAUGGCAGCUCCCAAGGUUCGCUUCUUGACCAAAAUUUAUCAUCCUAACAUUGAUAAGCUUGGAAGAAUAUGCCUUGAUAUUCUGAAAGAUAAAUGGAGCCCUGCCCUCCAAAUCCGAACAGUCUUGUUAAGCAUCCAAGCACUGUUGAGCGCUCCAAACCCUGAUGAUCCACUCUCAGAGAACAUUGCAAAACAUUGGAAGACCGAUGAAGCUGAGGCUGUGGAAACAGCCAAGGAAUGGACUCGUUUGUACGCAACUGGCGCAUGACGAUGGGAGUGUUGGUUUCUCACAUUUAUCGUUUCUGCUACAUAUCAAUGCCAAAGCAAGCAACUAUCUAUGUUGGUUCUGAAAUUGGAAACGGAAAUGAAUGAAAAAAUAAUAAUAAUAAAAAAAAGUAUCGAAGUUGAAUAUUCUGGAGUUGUAAUGUUGUCUAGCUGUUCAAAACUGCUGGCUGAUGAGGGCCUUUCAUCUCUGAAAAGUGCAUCCUUCGAGAAUUGUAUGAUAAGUGAGUGCUUGUUUAAUUAGCUCCA
This is a messenger RNA of Tripterygium wilfordii, 828 nucleotides long. RefSeq names its product ubiquitin-conjugating enzyme E2 36-like. Gene Ontology annotation, molecular function: ubiquitin conjugating enzyme activity. The transcript has 8 exons. Gene Ontology annotation, biological process: DNA damage tolerance; protein K63-linked ubiquitination. Gene Ontology annotation, cellular component: nucleus. The record is from RefSeq and is a predicted model, not a curated record. NCBI's taxonomy places the organism in Eukaryota, Viridiplantae, Streptophyta, Magnoliopsida, Celastrales, Celastraceae. Bases 104 to 565 code for a protein of 153 amino acids.